AAGCAUAGUCCUUAAUCCAAUUUCUCAUUUUCUUUUUCUUCUUCACAAAGGAAAAAUUGAAGAAGAAGCUCAUCUCUUCCUUACAAUGCCUUGAACCAAAAAUCCCACAACACCAAGAUAUUUCACCUGCAUACCUUGUACUACUCUGGGGUUAUAUUAAAAUUAAAGCAGAUGGCUUUCCUUUCUGCUAUGUUCAUUGGACUCGCCAUCGGUAUUGGAUUGAUCGUUGCUUUUGCUCGAUACGAGAAAAUCCGAUCCUCUCGUCGUACACAUAUGGCAAAGACAGUUGCUUCAUUUGCAAGGAUGACAGUGCAAGAUACAAGAAAAAUUCUUCCAUUGGAGUUUUAUCCACCUUGGGUGGUCUUUUCUCAGCGCCAGAAGUUGAGUUACAUUUAUGUUUGAUCCUUCAUAUUAACAAGAUAUCUCAAACUAAUAUUAUUAGUUUCUUCAUAAACACAGUUAGUGUGGCUCAAUGUCCAACUCAAAAAGAUUUGGCCAUAUCUAAAUGAGGCAGCAUCAGGGUUAAUAAGAGAUAGUAUUGAACCAACUCUUGAACAAUAUACACCAGCUAUCAUAUCAUCUAUUAAGUUUGCAAAGUUUACUCUUGGUACAGUCGCUCCACAAUUUACAGGCGUUUCCAUUGUUGAGAGUGAAAGUGGCGCUGAGGGAAUCACCAUGGAAUUGGAAUUGAAAUGGGAUGGUAACCCAAAUAUUGUGCUUAAUAUCAACACUAGACUUGGCGUUUCCCUACCUGUGCAGAUGAAAAAUAUUGGCCUCACUGGGGUCUUUAGGUUAAUCUUCAAGCCACUUGUUGAUGAGUUUCCUUGUUUUGGAGCUGUUGCAUAUUCCUUGAGAGAAAAGAAAGAUUUUGAUUUUAAACUUAAAGUUGUUGGAAGUGAAGUAUCAACAAUACCAGGGAUUUCUGAUGCUAUUGAGGAGACAAUUCGGGAUGCUAUGGAAGAUUCUAUAAUGUGGCCAGUUAGGAAAAUUAUACCCAUUUUGCCUGGGGAUUACAGUGAUCUGGAGCUGAAACCAGUUGGAACAUUAGAAGUGAAGCUUGUGCAAGCCAAGGACCUAGCAAAUAAGGACAUGAUUGGGAAAUCUGAUCCUUUCGCAGUCGUAUUUGUGCGUCCACUUCGGGAUAAAAUUAAAACCAGUAAAACCAUUAAUAAUCAAUUGAAUCCAAUUUGGAAUGAGCACUAUGAGUUCAUUGUAGAAGAUGCAUCCACUCAACACUUGACUGUAAGAAUCUUUGACGAUGAAGGGGUUCAAGCCCCUGAACUGAUUGGCUGUGCUCAAGUGGCAUUGAAGGACCUUGAGCCUGGUAAAGUGAAGGAUAUCUGGCUGAAACUGGUCAAGGACUUGGUUGUCCAAAAAGAUACUAAAAACAGGGGUCAGGUGCAACUUGAGCUCCUUUACUGUCCUUUUGGCACAGAAAGCAGCAUUAAGAACCCAUUUGACCCUGAUUUUUCAUUAACAUCAUUGGAGAAGGCCCUUAAAACUGCAACUGCUGAAAAGGAGGGUGACAGAAUAAUGAAUCAAAGGAAAAGAGAUAUCAUUGUCAGAGGGGUACUGACAGUGACAGUCAUAGCAGCUGAAGACUUGCCAGCAGUUGAUUUUUUGGGAAAGGCAGACCCUUUUGUUGUCCUUACAUUGAAGAAAGCUGAAAGAACAGCAAUGACAAGGGCUGCUAAUGAGACAUUGAAUCCAAUUUGGGACCAGACAUUCGACUUUGUUGUGGAGGAUGCAUUACAUGAAAUGAUAAUCUUUGAAGUCUGGGAUUAUGACAUUUUAAAGAAGGAAAAAAUUGGAAGAUGUAUUAUGACACUCACUAGGGUUUUAUUGGAAGGAGAAGUCCAAGACAGUUUCCAAUUAGAUGGUGCUAAAUCAGGAAAACUUUUGCUCCAUCUAAAAUGGGUCCCUCAGUUAGUACUCCGUGGUGCUUGAUUAUCUUGAUACCAACAAUAUUAGAGGUGCCGGUUGAGUCUUAGCUCGAUUGACAUCGGUAUUAUUGUUAAUGCAGGAAAACAUAGAUUCGAAUGUGCUAAAGCACAUUAUCCUCCUAUUUAAGAAUAGAUAAUUCUUUUUUUUUUUUUUGAAGAAAUGUAACUGAGACGGGUAAAUUGUUUCAUAGCCACAUUAUUCAUUACAUGAUGUUGCAAAAGAUAGCAAAUAUUCCUUUGUUUUAGGGGCAUC
This is a messenger RNA of Gossypium raimondii (Peruvian cotton), 2196 nucleotides long. RefSeq names its product synaptotagmin-4. The transcript has 11 exons. The record is from RefSeq and is a predicted model, not a curated record. Gene Ontology annotation, molecular function: lipid binding. Bases 676 to 1947 code for a protein of 423 amino acids. Lineage: Eukaryota; Viridiplantae; Streptophyta; Magnoliopsida; Malvales; Malvaceae. Gene Ontology annotation, cellular component: endoplasmic reticulum.